AUGAGCGCUGAUAAAGUGACGCAAUUGGUCAACAUGGGGUUUGAACGGUCUCAAGCCGUGCAAGCUCUUGUUACAUGUAAUGAUCAGCUUGAAUUGGCAAUUCUGCAUUUGUGUGGAGAUAUCGCCCCUCAGAGUGCUACUCCCACUACUACCACCAGCAAUAUCAAACAGGAUACAGUGGAAAUCAGUAACCCUGAUGAUAUCCCUGAUUUGUCUCAAUAUACCCAUGGCAUCCAAGAGAUGGGAGUAAUGACAUCUUAUCAAGUACAUAAAGCUGCUGCUGAUGCUGAUGCUGAUGCUGAUGCUGAUGCUGAUGUUGAUAGUGGUGCUGAUAAUAACGAUACUGAUAACAUUGCUAAGUCUGCUCCCCCUCAAGAUGCUUUCGAAGUACUGGACUCCGAUUUUAAUGAAAUUUCACGAAGUCAACUGCAAACUCCUGGAGAUGUUGGUAGUCGCUAUCCAUAUGAUAAUGUUCACCAGAACCAGACCCCAGAGCCUUCAGUCUUUGAUGACCCUCAUAAACUUCUCCCUAAAGAGGAUGAGGUAGUUUCACCAGUUGUUUUGGCCAAUGGCAAGUUUCUAGAAGGUUAUGUUGCCCCAUUAUUCACUAUCUUAGGUCAAUUGAAUGUAUUUGAUAAGGCUAUCUUUGACUUGUUGUUACCUGAACACCUGUUGGUCUAUAAUCCUGAAUGGUUCCGUAAGAAGUCUACUAUUGUGAAGACAGAGGCCCUGAAUCCAAAUCUUAGAGACUCUAAAACGGUAGAAUAUUUGAUACUUUUACAGCUUUUGCUUUCGUAUCUUCGUUCGGGAGAUUCUAAAAGGCCCUUUGUGGUUGGGAACUUCCUAUCGGAGAACAUUCCCUUGGAGUUAAGACAAAACCUUAUCAAUAUAGAUGAUGUUCUGGACCUGUUGCUUAGUUUCUAUAGACACUUGGACGAAAGCUAUCAAGCUGUUUCAAGCAAUUCAGCAUCAUUGAGCCACUUAUUCCAAUCAGAAAUCCAAGGACCUCAAGACCCAGUAAAAUUGCUUAGUAUUAGCUUGGAUAGCGAAGUACUUGGUGAGUCUGGUAGUAUACAGCAAUGGCUUAACAAAGUGUUUUUAACAGAAGAACAAACCCAUAGUUUUUCAUAUGUGUCUCCGAUAUUAUCCUUCAGUAUCAGUCGUGAUGGUGAUGAUAGUUUUAUACCUGAAGAUACUCAAAUAGAUGAGUAUUUGUAUCCACAUUUAUAUGCUACCAAGUAUAUUGAAAUCAUCGAUAAGAUGAAGCAAAGGCGAGAGGAUUUGGCCAGGGAAAGACAAUCACAAAAUCAGGAAUUACUGGGGUUGACAUCCUUUGAAGGGUUCAAUGUGAGUAAACUUAUGGCUAGGGCUAUUGAUUCUAUGGCCGAUGAAGAUGCCAGAAAUGAUUUAAUUCAAAUCCAAGAUGCUUUGAGACAAGAGAAAUCCACACUUUCUCAUCAGCUUAUGACUGGAAGCAAUAAAUAUGCUAGUUUGGACAUACAAGACUUUGACAAUGUCAUGGCAUAUUUGAAACAUAACAAUAUCGAACAGCCUCCAAAGUUUAUAUUGACUGGGAUUAUUAUUUCACCUGUUGAAUAUUACGUUCGAGAGACCCACUCUUCUGAUUCUUGGAGAUAUGUUAGGGAACUACAGACUGCCAAAGGGACUCUUCGAGAUUAUAUCCACGAAGCUGGCCUUCACUUUGAGUCUAUUCAACAAAGUAUAGGUGAGAACAUGGCUAGGUACCUUAUGGAGAGUCCACUAUUGCUCAUAUAUGUUGAAGAGAGUAUUUUUUUUGAAGAAAAUGAGUUUACAGUUCCUGAGAAGAUCAAGAACUUUAUCCACGAAGACAAUGAGUAUUUAGCGCAACAAAGGAAGACGUUGGAAAAGGAUAACGAUAAGGAAGUUGUUGAAAUAUCAGAUGAUGACGAAGACGAAGUUGAUGAUCACGACAGUGAUACAGUUCUUCUUAAAAUGGUUAAUAAAAAACUAUCAGAAACAAGUAAUGAAGAAUAG
Messenger RNA from Lizanozyma spartinae, 2016 nucleotides. RefSeq lists its product as uncharacterized. Gene Ontology annotation, molecular function: protein binding. Lineage: Eukaryota; Fungi; Ascomycota; Pichiomycetes; Serinales; Debaryomycetaceae. The transcript has a single exon. The coding region runs from base 1 to 2016 and encodes 671 amino acids. Gene Ontology annotation, biological process: protein deubiquitination. Gene Ontology annotation, cellular component: nucleus; cytosol. The record is from RefSeq and is a predicted model, not a curated record.